Messenger RNA from Aplysia californica (California sea hare), 843 nucleotides. Its product is annotated as cytochrome c oxidase subunit 5A, mitochondrial. The coding region runs from base 220 to 678 and encodes 152 amino acids. The record is from RefSeq and is a predicted model, not a curated record. Gene Ontology annotation, biological process: mitochondrial electron transport, cytochrome c to oxygen. Gene Ontology annotation, cellular component: mitochondrial inner membrane. The transcript is spliced from 5 exons. NCBI's taxonomy places the organism in Eukaryota, Metazoa, Mollusca, Gastropoda, Aplysiida, Aplysiidae.
AAAAAAAAAUUAAACUAAGAACCAAAACGAAUGUCAUUUGUUCAUAAAAAAAUUUAUUUUACAACAAAUUAUAGGUAAAAUGUACUAAGGUGUUGUUCCGCUCACUUGAACGUUAGUAUUAAUUUUUUAAUGACAUCAAGCACUAACAUAAAUUCUACCACUUCCGGUUACUCUUGAGGAGGACGUUGGGGUCAGUCACGUCGAGCUCACGAUACAAACAUGUUUCGAGUUGCAUUAAGAGCUUCUGCUUCUCUUCAAAAUGCCGCCAAGCAGUGCUUGAAGGUUCAAGGAUCUGCCCUCACUGCUGUGCGUCAUGGACAUGGCAAAGUGGAAACUGAAGAAGAGUUCGACAGCAGAUAUGUGAAGUACUUUGAUCGACCAGACAUUGAUGGCUGGGAAAUCCGCAAGGCUAUGAAUGAUUUGACUGGUGAGGACUUGGUACCCGAGCCUAAAAUCAUCAUUGCUGCUCUGAAGGCCUGUAGAAGACUGAACGACUACUCCUUAGCUGUGAGGUACCUUGAGUCAGUACAGUGGAAAUGUGGGACCCAAAAGGCAAAGAUCUGGCCUUAUAUACACCAGGAGAUCAAACCCACCUUGGAAGAGCUUGGCAUCCUGACACCAGAAGAGAUGGGUUAUGAUAAACCUGAACUAGCCCUGAAGAGUGUAUUUGACAUGUAAAUGCCUAGCAGUGAAGUAUUGAGUGACAGGAGAACUCGGUGAAGUGCACAGAGGGCCUGAAAUUCCGUCAGCUGUUGGGUGUUUUGUGUACUGUCAUUUUUAUCUAGUAGCAGUCAGUUCUCUACUUUUUUCAUUAUUGAAGUGAAAUAAAUGUUGAAAAUUUUU